GAAAUGCUGCUUCAUUGUCUAUUGUUGGCUAUAAAUAAAAAAGCGCUGUCUAUGUCGCACUCAUUAAGCCACAAACACAAACAACACUUUCAAAAUGCAAUCAACCUCAGGCGGGUCUGGAUCCGGGUUCGAAUCCGAAACCCUUAUCCGCUCUUGCACGGAGCGCCUCUCACGCCGCGACUUCACCGGCGCCCGCGAGUUCGCCCACCGGAUCAAUAAGUCUGACCCGGACAUCUCCCUCCGGGUCAACCAGAUCCUCGCUGUCGCCGACGUCCUCAGCGCCGCCCAGCCCCGCCCCGGGAGCUGCCACCCUGACUGGCCCGCCAUUCUCCAGCUCCGCCCCGCCGACGCCUCCAACCGUGACCUCGCGCGUCGGCAGUUCAAGUCACUCGUCCGCCUCCUUGACCAGAACGCCAACAAGCUCCCCUUCGCUGACGACGCGCUCAUGCGCGUGCGCGAAGCCUGGCUCGUCCUCUCCAACAUACACCGCAACGGCGCCGACGAUAAAGGUCCGUCGCAGGAUCGUGCUGGCGACGCGCCAAGGGAGAGCGUGGCGACUACGUUCUGGACCAUGUGCCCUUACUGCUGGUAUCUGCAUGAGUACGAGAGGAAGUAUGAGGGUUGCGCCUUCCGGUGUGAGACUUGCCGGCGGGCGUUUCACGGUGUGGCUGUGAAGCCGCCUUCGCCGGAGAGGAUGGUGAACGGGAAAGAGCAGUACUACUGUUACAAUGUGAGCUUGCCGUUGAGGUACCCAAUGGGGGACGAACGGCGCCGUUUUGACACUGAUGAUGGAAUUAGGGAUUGGUGUGAAAGUGGGGUUCUUGAGAGGAAUGGAAUGAAAGGAUUUCAGGGAAAUGGGAAGAGAAGAAUGAGAAUAAAAACUACGGCAAUGAGGGUAAAAAUGAAGUCUUUUGAUCCCAUAAAUAACUCUGGUUUGGAUGCAGAAGAAGAGGUGUUGUAGUUUUGCAUAUGUUUAAGAAGAAUGCACUUUCAUGUUUUCGUUGCAAUGAUGUGGAUAUUGAGAUGAAGGUUAAUACUUUGCUGUUUCCUUUUGUUGGGAACGUUGUAGCAUGGUGUAAGCAGUGUAGAAUGUAGUAGUUGACUUAUUUAUUUUUUUACUGUGAGCUUGAUCUAUCUGUUGGGGAGAGGAGCGUGCAUUGCUUAUAGUAUACAGUAUUUUUCUGCAAUGCCGCAACAAAAUGUAAUUUUUGUGCAUAUUAUUAUGAAUGAAAUGGUUUAGGUCU
This is a messenger RNA of Arachis stenosperma, 1244 nucleotides long. RefSeq lists its product as uncharacterized. The coding region runs from base 95 to 961 and encodes 288 amino acids. The record is from RefSeq and is a predicted model, not a curated record. Lineage: Eukaryota; Viridiplantae; Streptophyta; Magnoliopsida; Fabales; Fabaceae. The transcript has a single exon.